AUGCAGGUACUCCUGAGAUCGUCGUCCCUCUUUCUCCAUAACGCCACAUAUGGCCGUGUCUUCUUCAAGCAAGUCAUGGUGCAGUUUCCAGAAACGUGGCCACAACGCAGCAAAGCCCGAAGCGCGCCCAAAUGUUGCUUCACAAAGAGUCACGUACGAGUUCAAAUCAUGAACGCAGAUCAAGGCGAUCCCUUCAGCACAACGCAAAAACGGGGCUGCGGGGAACGCGGAGACUUUAUUCAACUGUCGUCCCAAGUACUCACGGAGCUAAGCAAGGAUGACUUUGAAGCCGCAACGUACGCCUUUGUGAAACAGUGGGCUCAUUUCCGAUACGGCGUCUUUUAUGAGCAUGGGCGCGUGGGACACCCAAAGUACCCAAUAACAUACUGCACUGAUGUGGAUAAGACAAUGCUCGAUAGGAACACAUGCUUCAAAGACCUGGUGGUGUCCUAUCAUGAGGAAAGAAGGGAAGGUGGAUGCCACGUCGACAAGGACUGUCAUGUUACUGAAAAGUGCCAGGUGGAGGUCCUUCAGUCAAGCGCAGGACAUGUUGGAAAAUCUUCUAUCAUGUUCGGAAUUCCUGUCCCUAACGUAACUCAUUUUUGUGGCUCGGACGGGGCACACCUUCAACACAACAGGUUCGCACCAAACAUGCAGAACGACCUGUGCAAUGGCGCGUCCACCUGGGAUGUCAUCAUGCGGCACAAAGACUUCAUGCGGCUGCCUCCUCCAAAUAUGUCGAAGCCCAUCAAGCUGGAAAUCAUAGAACUCCAGCAAAAACCAGGCCUGGUCCGUCGUGCUGUUCUUGCUUUAGACGUUUCCUACAGCAUGGAUGACCACAUGCGACUGGAAACAAUGAAGGAUGUUGUUGAUGACUUCCUCUUGGGCCUACUCCCUGACACUGUCCAUCUGGCUAUUGUCAGUUUCAGCGAGAAGGCGCGCGUAGAGCACUCCAUGGAGCCUGUCAACAAGAGAACUCUCAAAGGAUUUCGAGAUUGUGUGAAGAAGAUGCGUACGUCUUCAGCAACAUGUAUCGGCUGCGCCCUGAGGAAGGCACUUGAGGUACUGGGUUCUUCUAAGAACAAUCCAGUAGGUGGAACUAUUCUGCUUUUGACCGACGGAAGUGAGAAUAGGGAACCCAAGAUUGCCGAGGUCCUACCGGAACUGUUAGAGGCAAAGGUCGAAGUUGUGGCUAUGGCAAUGGGAAGCGAGGCUGAAGACAAGCUGGAGGACCUCGCCGGAGCAACAAAUGGGAAAACCUUGUUUCUUCCAGACCGUUAUGUAAACACGUCCAGAGCGUACAUUGAAGCCAUCGCUAGACGCAGUCGGACGGGUUUGGCCACUGCCAAUGAAACUGUGGAAGGUAGCGCCAAGGAAGAAAGUCUUGCGGGCUACGAUACCACGGGCCUUUAUAAUAGCGAACUUUUGCCGCAAGCAGAAGCACUCGAAGCCAAUGCCAAAGGUUCUCUUCGUGAAGGCCGAAACAAGUUAGUCUACCUGGCUCAGGCAACAAAACCGGAAAUGUUCCAGCUCAAUAACAACAAGUGCGUACAGGGCUACGGAUACCACGCGAAUCUCCGCAUGCACAAGUCUCUUGGGGAAGCCUUGAGGACUGACCACGAAGCUGAUCCAAUAGAUGUAACAUAUCAAGCGAAAAUCUUCAAGGGAACCCUCGAAGAAAAGUUCAUUAUUGACGAUGACCUGGGCAACAAUACAAUCGUCACCGUGGGCGAAAUCUCCACUGGACAGUCCUCACCGGUGGCCUUCCUCGUUGACCCCACAGGAAAUAGGUGUCAAAACUGUCAAGAUGUUACCAGUGACUCCCGAAAAAUUAUUACCAUACCCAGCCCCGCAAUGGCGGGCACAUGGAAGGUUCAAGUGGAGAGCACAAGCAAGGACGAAGUCAUGGUCUACAUCCUUGUCACGUCCCAAGCUAGAAACCUGACCGAGAAACCGAUAGUGGCAUCGUGCGAAGUGUCGAAGGAGGUGGUUGGUAAUCCAAAUGAAGCAGUCAUACUGGUUGAUGUUAAGAAAGGGGAGCGUGUUGUCAUCGAUGCAAAAGUAACGGCACUGGUCAUCAGCGAGAAUGGGUUUGCGUGCACUGUCCAACUGCUUGACGAUGGCAAGGAAGGGUCGACUGUUAUAAGCGGUCCAAUACGUAGAAAGCCCGUCAAGCAGUCCUCGAAGCCUAUGCCGACCAACGUCGACUCUCUCCUAAAAGAUAUCCAGCCCGUGGCGCCUUUCCAGAGAAUAACAGGCGGUAAUACCUUCAAAGUCACCAAAAACCUUCAGUUGAAGGAUGUUCCUCCUGCUCGAAUCGAAGACCUUCGGGUUGUCAUGGGCAAGAUUGAGGCAGACGGAACACCUAUUGUGACACUUGCGUGGACGUGGCCUGGCGCCCACAUGAACCAAGGAAAAGCUGCUGCAAUAGAGAUCCGAGGUGGCACGGACAUUUACGCGGUUCAUUCGGGCUUCGACAGCCAAGAAGUUAUAUCCAAAAUCGUCAAAGGCGACCUAGACCCCCUCCCUGCUGGUUCUGAACACGUCGUCACCAUUGCCCUUCCCCGCCACUGGGUGGUUACGACAAAUGACGGUGCCGCCUUCAACUACACCGGGUACGUGGCAGCGCGGGUGAUUAAUGCGGCUGGGCUCAAGUCUGAAACGUCAAGGGUUAUUCAGAUAAUGUACGUAAACCAAAGCCCUUUCGCAGCAUUACCUGUACCGACAAGGCCUCCCAAGAAGACAACGCCGGCCAAGGCUGAACCAGCGCUUGAUGACGCAACGACCCCCACUGCGGAGGCAUAUAGUGAUAGCACAAAAGACAGUACGUUCAUCGUCAUGUGGAUCCCCUUGGCAAUUGCAGCAGCGAUCACUGUUAUUGCCAUCGUCAGCUGUCUCCUGCUCAGGAGCAAGGCGAGCAACCUUGACGGAAACGAGAUGCCCGCCAUUAGGAUGGAAAACACUGCGGUGCCAAACUGA
Dermacentor andersoni is the source of this 2979-nucleotide messenger RNA. The record is from RefSeq and is a predicted model, not a curated record. Lineage: Eukaryota; Metazoa; Arthropoda; Arachnida; Ixodida; Ixodidae.